Eublepharis macularius is the source of this 2598-nucleotide messenger RNA. Its product is annotated as zinc finger protein 345-like. Gene Ontology annotation, molecular function: RNA polymerase II cis-regulatory region sequence-specific DNA binding; DNA-binding transcription factor activity. NCBI's taxonomy places the organism in Eukaryota, Metazoa, Chordata, Lepidosauria, Squamata, Eublepharidae. The record is from RefSeq and is a predicted model, not a curated record. The transcript has 6 exons. Bases 112 to 2307 code for a protein of 731 amino acids. Gene Ontology annotation, biological process: regulation of transcription by RNA polymerase II.
AGGCCUUUCUGUCUCCGGCUUUUGUUUGAAGGGCUUGGAGGAAUCUGGGAGAAGACACCCUCAAGGCCUUCUCCGCCAUCUGCUCCGUGUGGUAAAGGGGAAAGAGCCGCCAUGCAGCCAGCUCAGAGUCCGGUGUCCUUCGAAGAGGUGGCUGUGCGUUUCACCCAGGGGGAGUGGAGCCUGCUGCGCCCGGCCCAGAGAGCCCUGUACAAGGAAGUCAUGCUGGAGAACUUUGGGAACGUGGCCUCCUUGGGACCCCCGAUUGCCAAACCUGACCUCAUAUCCUGGCUGGAGGAAGAGGAAGGGCUGUUUCUCCCAUUUUCUGAUGAAGAGGAGGGAUUUACAGGAGGUGACUGGGAGUCAGCAAGUAAAGCAAAAGAACCUGCAGUAACCAAAAAAGAAGAUAUGCAGCGGAAAGAGAACACUGAAAAUCGUAAUGCUCCAAGGAAGGAAGAGGGAAAAUACCCACGAAGGAAUAGUUCCGGUCUUUUACAAGGAGGUGACUGGGAGGCAGCAAACAAAAGAAAACCUGCAGUAACCGAAAAAGAAGGUACCUGUCUGCCACAGAAAGAGAACACAGAAUAUCAUAAUGCACCAAGGAAGAAAGAGGGAAAACAUCCACCAAGGAAUAGUUCCGGUCUUUUACAAGGUGAUAUUUCUCAUGAAGUUCCAGUACUUCAAAAAAUAUGCAAAGGAGGCAAUUGGACUGAGAGUACAGCAAAUGAGGAAAAUUUUCCAAAAAAAUCAAACGUUGACAUUUAUUGGAACACGGAUACCAGAACAAAAGUAUUUAAAGGGCAGGAGUGUGGGAAAGUCUUUGACCAGACAGACAAGCUUAAUUCCCAUCAAAGAAUUCACACAGUGGAGAAACCUUACAAAUGCCUGGAGUGUGGAAAGAGCUUCACUUUCAAUGCAAGUUUGUAUAGCCAUAAAAAAACUCACACAGGGGAGAAACCAUAUAAAUGCCUGGAGUGUGGAAAGAGCUUCAAUCAGGGUCGAUAUCUUGCUGUCCAUCAAAGUAUUCACACAGGAGAGAAACCAUAUAAAUGCCUGGAGUGUGGAAAGAGCUUCAGUCAGGGUCGAUAUCUUGCUGUCCAUCAAAGUAUUCACACAGGAGAGAAACCAUACAAAUGUGUAGAGUGUGGGAAAAGCUUCAGUCAGAAUGCACACCUAAAUUCCCAUCAAAGAAUUCACACAGGGGAGAAACCUUAUAAAUGCCUGGAGUGUGGAAAGAGCUUCAGGAACAGUGGGUAUCUUGGUGUUCAUCAAAGAAUUCACACACAGAAGAAGCCAUACAAAUGUCAGGAGUGUGGAAAGAGCUUCACUUUUAAUGCAGGUCUUCAUAGCCAUCAAAAAAUUCACACAGGGGAGAAACCAUAUAAAUGCCUGGAGUGUGGGAAGAGCUUCAGUUACAAUGCAAAUUUUCGUAGCCAUCAAAAAACUCACACAGGAGAGAAGCCGUAUAAAUGCCUGGAGUGUGGGAAAAGCUUCAGUCAGGGUGCACACCUUAAUUCUCAUCAAAUAAUUCACACAGGGGAGAAAGCAUGUGAGUGCCCUGAGUGUGGAAAGAGCUUCAGAGACAGUGGAACCCUUGCAGUUCAUCAAAGAAUUCACACAGGGGAGAAACCUUAUAAAUGCCUGGAGUGUGGAAAGAGCUUCACUUUCAAUGCAAGUUUGUAUAGCCAUAAAAAAACUCACACAAGGGAGAAACCAUAUAAAUGCCUGGAGUGUGGAAAGAGCUUCAGUCAGGGUCGAUAUCUUGCUGUCCAUCAAAGUAUUCACACAGGAGAGAAACCAUAUAAAUGCCUGGAGUGUGGAAAGAGCUUCAGUCAGGGUCGAUAUCUUGCUGUCCAUCAAAGUAUUCACACAGGAGAGAAACCAUAUAAAUGCCUGGAGUGUGGGAAAAGUUUCAGUCUGAGUGGACACCUUACUUGCCAUCAAAAAAUUCACUCAGGGAAGAAACCAUACAAAUGUCUGGAGUGCGGGAAAAACUUCAGUCACAGUGGAAGCCUUUCUACUCAUCAAAGAAUUCACACAGGGAAGAAACCAUAUAAAUGCCUGGAGUGUGGAAAGAGCUUCCAGGAAAGUGGAAAACUUACUGUCCAUCAAAGAAUUCACACAAGGGAGAAACCAUACAAAUGCCUGGAGUGUGGAAAAAGCUUCAUUCAGAGGAGACAACUUAAUUCCCAUCAAAGAAUUCACCCAGAGGAGAAUCCAAACAAAUACCAGAAGUGUGAGAAAAGGGUAACUGAGAGUAGAAAACUUACUCUUCAUGAAAGAAUCCACGCAGGAAAGAAACAGUACUAAUUCCUAGAGUGCGGCAAAAGCUUGAGUCGGAGAGGAAACCUUACUUCCCAUCAAAGCAUCCAUCAAACUAUAUAAAGGCAUAGAAUAUGAGAAAUGGUUAUUAUUCAAACCUUACUUUCCGUCAAACAUUCACACAAGGGAGAAAUUAUAUCCAUACUAGGAGUAUGGAAAAACCUUCAGUCGGCAUGGAAGCCCUGCUUCUCAUCAAAGACUUCACAUGGGAGAGAAACCGUAGCAAUGCUUGGGAUGUGGAAAAAUGUUGCAAUUAAACCAAACGGACCCUGAAAACUG